AAAAAGUUCGGAAAACAAAUGGCGUGAAAACAAGAAGUGGGCGUUUUGUCUCAAAAUAUUUAUUGACGAAAUUACUUGUCAUGUGGAACUCAUAAGCUUCAAAAGCUUAUUGUAAAGCGCACAAUGAGCUCUUCUGUCCACUCUGACUUUUUAGGCAGUUUUUCGGAUGAGGAAAAUGAUUUAUUUGGAUGUGAAGGAGACGCUCCGCCAUCACCAAUACAAGAAAUUACACACGAGGGAAGUCUUUCAAAAUGGACAAAUUACCUUCACGGGUGGCAGUCACGUUUCUUAGUUUUAAGGGAUGGCACACUGUCCUAUUAUAAGUCUGCAUAUGAUACUGGUUAUGGCUGCAGGGGCUCUGUCAGUGUUGCAAAAGCAGCUAUUGAGGUUCAUGAAUUUGAUAAUUGUCGAUUUGAUGUUAACGUUGGUGAUUGUGUAUAUUAUCUUCGGGCUACUGAUUCUGAAGAAAGACAAAAUUGGGUGGAUAUUUUGGAGGCUGCGAAGCAGGCGGAAUCAGGUUAUGGUUCAGAUCCCCAUUUGCCUAAAGCUGUGUCUUCACUGUCGUUAUCUUCACAACCUAGUUUACAAUCUUCUUCAUCAUUUCAGAAAACUGCAGGUUUACGCGAAAAACUUUUGGAAAUGGAAACAUUUAAAGAUAUUUUAUGUCGGCAAACAGAUACAUUACAAUCGUAUUUUGAUUCAUGCGCCAAUAAAAAUAAUGGCUUAGACGUGCAUCAACAUUUAGACUUGAGAGACGAACAAGAGGAAGAUGUUGAUGGUAGUGAACUCUCUGCAACUCCUACACCUUCCAAUAUUUCUUUGAUGCAAUCUUCUGCGCUUGGCAUUGAUUUUCGUGGUGAAGCUAUUACAUUUAAAGCAACUACAGCUGGCGUUAUUCAAGUAUUAUCACAUUGCAUAGAACUGAUGACAAAAAGAGAAGAACAAUGGAAGCGCAGGAUGGAAAGGGAAAAAGAAAAAGUAAAGAAGUUAUCAGAACAGCUACAUGAAUUACAAGAAGAGAAAAAAAUCAACAAUGCAAAUCAAUUUCUUGGCGGUCCUGAUUUUAUGGAAGGACCACACAGCAAAUUAAAUGAAGAAUUAUUUUUUGAUGCUGUAGAGACUGCUCUUGAUGAGGAAGAUGAAAAUGAGGACAGUAUGGAUAAUAUCGACAAAGAACAUAUUCCACCAGUAAAACCAACUUCUGAAAUAAUGAAUAUGCCAAAACACAGAUUAUCUAAAGAAGUUGAAGCUAAAGUUCGAGAUAACUUAAAUCUUGUAAAAGAAAGAGUGGACCAAGAAAAUUCAGAGUGGUACAAUGUUCAUGAAGAAGGAGACCUCAAAGUUUACAGAAAAGAUUUUGAGAUUGAAGGAAUUGUUUGUGAUCCAUUAAAGGCUUCACAUAUUAUUCAUGGAGUUACUGGUCAUGAGAUGUGUCACUAUUUUUACGAUAAAGAAGUGAGACUGGAAUGGGAAGGAACUGUUGAGAAAGUAAAACAAAUUGAGAAACUUGCAGAGAACACUAUAAUAUUCCAGCAAAUUCAUAAACGCAUCUGGCCAUCUGCACAGCGUGACACUUGUUUUAUUUCACAUAUACGUCAACUUGGUAAAGAAGAUCUUGAUCGGAUGGAUAAAGAAAUUGGAAAUGCAUGGAUAGUUUUAAAUAUGCCAACUGAGCACGAUGCAGUAAAGAGUGAUAAAUAUGUUCGUGCAUUAGCUAAUGUUAUUAUGGUUUGCCAGACAUUUGCGGUAGGCGAUGUUAAGAAGAAGAAAUAUACAAGAGAAAAUGUGGCAUGCAAACUAACAUAUAUGGCUCAAGUGAAUCCUGGAGGUUGGGCACCAGCUUCAGUUGUUCGUCAGGUGUCGAAACGAGAAUACCCAAAAUUUUUACAUAAAUUUAGCAGUUUUGUUCAAAAUGUUACUAAAGACAAACCAUUGAUGCUUUAGCAGGACGUGUCAUUGAUGAUAAUGGUCAUCACAAAAUAUUUGUCAAUGACGAGGACAAAAUCUGUUACUGAACGUUACUCUUUGAUAAUUCAGAUGGAACUUACAAUAACCCUACUGUCAUUUAUUGGAACAAACAAGAAUUGAGAUAAACAUUAUAAUUUUGCAUCUACAUAAAAUCUUUGUUGGAAAAUGGUAAUUAAAGAACUUAUCUGAUAAUUUGAGACCAAAAAUUAUUUCUAACGUUUUUACUGAAUUUGUAUUGUUAAUUUACAUUGCCUCAGUAAAAAAAACAAGAUGCACAAAUAAUUCAGCUAGAUACCUUGAGAUUAUUUAACUCUUGUAUUGACGCAAUAAUGUCCUGCUUUAUACUUCAAGUUAUUGAUACUGCUUUUGCUGGUGACAAUAUGAUCUGGUGCAUUUUAUGCUUCGAACAUCAGAGGCUACAAUCCUGAACAAAAUACAUUGACGCAAAAUGGCCAAUUUUAACACUAAUUUCUACAAGUAAUUAUACAGGCUUUUCCCACAAUAGAUUCAUAUUAAUAUGUAUUGUCAAAGUUCAAUUGUUAAUGUUAUUAUUGUUCCCACCUUUUUUCCACCUUACACGUCCUUUGUGGAAGCUGAUGUGGAUUAUCUUGUAAAAUAGACAUGUUAGAAAGUGUGUUUUUUAGCCUAGGCAUCUAAAAAAGUAGCACACGUUCUGGCCGUAAAGAAUUUACAAGUUAAUCCAUUUUUCGGACUGCCAUUGUCUCAAUAUUUUGGUUAGAGGUUGUAGAUAACGUGUUUUUGUUCUUUAUUUGAGCAUCUUGUUUUUCUAGUUAUUAUAUAUGUUCAUCCUCUUUUUAUUUGAAGAUAAAUCUUAAAAAUUAUUUUAUACUUUACAUUUUAGUAGUUAUAGUUAGAUCUAAUAAAUAUAAGAUGUAAAUACUAUAUAAAUGACAAAAUAUCAUUUUGAAAAAUAUUUUUUAAAAAUUUAAAUGACAAGGUGUGUUUGUAGGUAGAUAGAGAUCUUGCCAUGGACAAUAUUAUUGUUACUAUUCACUAUGAAAUAUGUAAAUAUAGUUACGUUUCAUGUAGUGUUAUUCUUUGUUUUCGGUGCGGUAAAGGCUGACUUACACUAUCUGUUUCUUUAAAAAAUAAGAUAAUACCUGAUUUACACUUUAUUGGUACAAUCGACGAAUUUAUUUUUUCUGAUUGUAAUAUUAUAUUUAGGUACACUACUUUUUUUUGCAUAUGUACCACUAGCCUAAGAUUUUAGAGAUCAGUUAAAUGUCACCCUGAGCCAAAUAUGUUAAUAUAAUGCCGGAUUUUUAA
This is a messenger RNA of Hydractinia symbiolongicarpus, 3255 nucleotides long. RefSeq names its product ceramide transfer protein-like. The coding region runs from base 124 to 1944 and encodes 606 amino acids. Gene Ontology annotation, molecular function: phosphatidylinositol-4-phosphate binding. Gene Ontology annotation, biological process: ER to Golgi ceramide transport. The transcript has 14 exons. Gene Ontology annotation, cellular component: Golgi apparatus. The record is from RefSeq and is a predicted model, not a curated record. NCBI's taxonomy places the organism in Eukaryota, Metazoa, Cnidaria, Hydrozoa, Anthoathecata, Hydractiniidae.